AUGGCGGCACUGUCCACGUCACCAAUGAACUUGAACUCUAUUGACAACAGCUUCGAAGUUGACAAACUCACCUACGAAAUCUUCUCCAUCUUGGAGAAUAAGUUCCUCUUCGGUUAUACCGACACUGAAAAUCCAAAGAAUUCGCUUCAGAAUCAAACUCAAUUUCUCUCCAAAGACGUUAAACAAGUUAAACACGCCGCUGGCAAAGUUAGGAUUCUUUGCAUUGACGGCGCCGGCUACACCGACGGCAUCCUCGCUGCAAAGUCCCUCGCCCACCUCGAAUCCUGCCUCAAACGAAAAUCCGGCAAUCCUAACGCUCAUGUUGCAGGCUUCUUCGACGCCGUCGCUGGCUCCGGUGUCGGUGGUGUCCUUGCCGCGCUUUUGUUCACUCGUGGAAAAGACGGUCUCCCCAUGUUCACUGCCGAUGAGGCGUUGAGGUUCCUGAUCAACAACCGCAGCAGAAUCUCACGGCGAUCAGGGAUUCUCCGACGAGUUCUACAAUCGGAAACAAAAUCGGAGAAGCUUUUCCGAAAGACGUUCGGUGAAUCUACUCUGAAGGAUACACUGAAACCGGUUUUAAUCCCUUGCUACGAUCUCGUCACGCGCGCUCCGUUCGUUUUCUCCCGCGCCGACGCACUCGAAACCGACGGUUACGAUUACAAGAUGCGCGACGUGUGUGCUGCCACGUCAGCUGAUCCAGUGGUUCCCAUCGAAAUGAAGUCCAUCGAUGGAAAAACAAAGAUUAUCGCCGUUGACGGAGGAAUAGCGAUGAACAAUCCAACGGCUACAGCCGUCACGCACGUGCUAAACAACAAACACGAGUUUCCAUUCUGCAAUGGCGUCUCUGACUUGUUGGUGCUUUCUCUCGGUAACGGAGAAUUGGACUUUAACGCCGUUAAAUCUCCGUCAGGCUUCGUGAGGAUAGCUGGUGAAGGAGCUUCCGAUAUGGUUGAUCAAGCUGUAUCAAUGGCAUUUGGAGAGUGUAGGGUGAACAAUUAUGUGCGGAUUCAAUCAAAUGGAGUGAUGGCAAAUGCAACUAAGGGGAAAACUGCGAAAACGUCGUCGGAUUUGUUGGCUGUUUCGGAAGAGAUGUUGGCACAGAAGAAUGUUGAAUCUGUAUUGUUUAAAGGAAGAAAGAUUGUGGAGAACACAAAUUUGGAUAAGUUAGAGUUGUUUGGGGGAGAAUUGAUAAAGGAACAAGAGAGGAGAAAAACUAGCAUUUUACCAACUGUGGUGUUGAAGAAUGCUUCUCCCUCUCCUAGAACUUCAUCAGCUACUACUUUGUCAACAUUGUCUUCAAACUCUUAA
Molecule: messenger RNA, 1308 nt
Organism: Lathyrus sativus (Indian pea)
Lineage: Eukaryota; Viridiplantae; Streptophyta; Magnoliopsida; Fabales; Fabaceae
Source: the annotation of a GenBank genome assembly